Messenger RNA from Talpa occidentalis (Iberian mole), 4220 nucleotides. It is a transcript of the gene FBXL7, whose product is annotated as F-box and leucine rich repeat protein 7. Bases 243 to 1718 code for a protein of 491 amino acids. NCBI's taxonomy places the organism in Eukaryota, Metazoa, Chordata, Mammalia, Eulipotyphla, Talpidae. Gene Ontology annotation, cellular component: SCF ubiquitin ligase complex. Gene Ontology annotation, biological process: SCF-dependent proteasomal ubiquitin-dependent protein catabolic process. The transcript is spliced from 4 exons. Gene Ontology annotation, molecular function: protein binding. The record is from RefSeq and is a predicted model, not a curated record.
AGCGCGGCUGCUGAGCGGCCGCCGCCCCAGCCCCACCACCCGGAGCCCUCGGGGUGCCGCGCGGGGACGCCGCGCCCCCUCCCACCGCAGCGCAGCGGCCACCCCCGGCCGGAGAGCGGCCCCGGAGCGCGGGGGAUGCGCAGCUAACGGUCCCGUCGGGCGGGCUUUCCUCGGCGGAGCGCGCGGGCGGUGCGCCCCAGCUAUGGAGUGUCCGGGGAGACGGCGGGCAUGACGGCGGCAGGAUGGGCGCGAACAAUGGCAAACAGUACGGCAGCGAGGGCAAAGGGAGCUCAAGCAUCUCAUCCGACGUGAGUUCAAGCACAGAUCACACACCGACCCAAGCCCAGAAGAAUGUGGCCACCAGUGAAGACUCCGACCUGAGCAUGCGCACCCUGAGCACGCCCAGCCCCGCGCUCAUCUGCCCGCCGACCCUGCCGGGGUUCCAGAAUGGACGGGGCUCGUCCACCUCGUCGUCCUCCAUCACCGGGGAGACCGUGGCCCUGGUGCACUCGCCGCCCCCGACCCGCCUCACGCACCCCCUCAUCCGCCUGGCGUCCCGGCCGCAGAAGGAGCAGGCGAGCGUCGAGCGGCUGCCGGACCAGGCGCUGGUGCAGGUGUUCGCCUUCCUGCCCACCAACCAGCUGUGCCGCUGCGCGCGCGUGUGCCGCCGCUGGUACAACCUGGCGUGGGACCCGCGCCUCUGGAGGACGAUCCGCCUGACGGGCGAGACCAUCAACGUGGACCGCGCGCUCAAGGUGCUGACCCGCCGGCUGUGCCAGGACACGCCCAACGUGUGCCUCAUGCUGGAGACCGUGGCGGUGAGCGGCUGCCGGCGCCUCACGGACCGCGGGCUCUACACCAUCGCGCAGUGCUGCCCCGAGCUGCGGCGCCUGGAGGUCUCGGGCUGUUACAACAUCUCCAACGAGGCCGUCUUCGACGUGGUGUCCCUCUGCCCCAACCUGGAGCACCUGGACGUGUCAGGCUGCUCCAAGGUGACCUGCAUCAGCCUGACCCGCGAGGCCUCCAUUAAACUGUCCCCCUUGCAUGGCAAACAGAUUUCCAUCCGCUACCUGGACAUGACGGACUGCUUCGUGCUGGAGGACGAGGGGCUGCACACCAUCGCGGCGCACUGCACGCAGCUCACGCACCUGUACCUGCGGCGCUGCGUGCGCCUCACCGACGAGGGCCUGCGCUACCUGAUGAUCUACUGCCCCUCCAUCAAGGAGCUGAGCGUCAGCGACUGCCGCUUCGUCAGCGACUUCGGCCUGCGGGAGAUCGCCAAGCUGGAGACCCGCCUGCGGUACCUGAGCAUCGCGCACUGCGGCCGUGUGACCGACGUGGGCCUCCGCUACGUCGCCAAGUACUGCAGCAAGCUGCGCUACCUCAACGCGAGGGGCUGCGAGGGCAUCACGGACCACGGCGUGGAGUACCUGGCCAAGAACUGCACCAAGCUCAAGUCUCUGGACAUCGGCAAGUGCCCGCUGGUCUCCGACGCGGGCCUGGAGUGCCUCGCCCUGAACUGCUUCAACCUCAAGCGGCUCAGCCUCAAGUCGUGCGAGAGCAUCACGGGCCACGGCUUGCAGAUCGUGGCCGCCAACUGCUUUGACCUGCAGAUGCUCAACGUCCAGGACUGCGAGGUGUCCGUGGAGGCGCUGCGCUUCGUGAAGCGCCACUGCAAGCGCUGCGUGAUCGAGCACACCAACCCCGCCUUCUUCUAACCCGACGGCUGCGGCCUCGCGGUUUUCCUGCAGACGUGAACACAACAACGUGGUUUUUGUUGCUUCGAAGCAGCCUAUGUAAGCACCGGCACCCACCCACAACAGCUGUUUCUCUCGGGAAGGCUCUGGGGAAGCUGAGUCUUCUUUUUCCUAAUUUCUUAUGGGCAACGAGUCAAGGGAAGGAAGGGGGCAGGGCAAAUUUCUACCAUGUGGGGUCUAUGGUUUUUCUGGAUUUAGUUUUUUCCUUUCUUUUUGGUCAGGCCCUUUGUAGACCUUUUCUUGUGGCACAAAAGAUGCACCUCCGUCUAAUUGCUGCAGUGUGUUUAGGAACGCACCUGCCUCCCCAGGUUCUGCACCUCCACCCUCCGCUGCUGUCCUCCGGCCAAAAGCAGCAACAAAUCAUCAGAGUAAUACUGUUGUCCACGCCUCCUCUUUAAACUUCUUGAUUGACUUAAACGAUGUUCCAAAAUCUCACACCCAAACAAGUUCCCAUUAAGUGGCCUAGCACUUGGCAAAUGCAAAGUACUUCCAAACCCUCUGAAUGGCUUGCAUCGAGUUGUAGGGGGAGACUGCAUUGCUCCCCACCCCUGCCACUAACUAGCUGUGUGACCUUGGGCCAAGCACUCAGCCUCUCUGGGCUUUCCAGCACUGAGUCAGAGGCUAGCCAGCUCAAGGAUGAGCUUCAUGCCCACUUUAGUUCUGAGGGAACCCAGAGCAGAAGCAGCCUUGGCAGGGAGCCCAGCAGGCAUCUACCUCCUCCAAGAGCACUGAUUCUGUGGGUGCCUGCAGGAGAUUGGGAAGUGUCAUCCUGUACCCCAGUCUGAGCAUCACCCACAUCCUUAUCUGUUUGGUGGGUGAGUCUCCCAGGUAUCUGUCUCCAGCCCAACUGGGCUCUGUGUACCAUUACCUUCAGCAUCACACCCCCCACCCCCGCCCCAGGUCAUCACCGUCAAGGUGAUGGAAUCACAGUGAAGCGCGCCUUCCCCCAGCCAACUGGAUCUUGUUGAGUGUUUGCAAAUAGAGGGAAAGGUCUUCACCAUUUUCAGUUAACAGGUGAAGCCCGAGGGGACCCAUGUCCUCUGAAGUUUUUCUAAUCCCUCAUGCACAUAUGGUGGGCACAGGCACAUCUGUCCUGCAGCUGCAGGACGGACGCCUAGGUUGUCAUUCACAUCCCAUUUCUACUUUGCUCAUCUAUUUCUUUUCCCAUCCAGGCUUCAUCACAUGAAGCCUGUUGAAGUUGAAUCCUAAGAGUUUCAUUGUGCUGACUGCCCCUCGUGCAUCUCCCCUGUGGCCGUCUGCAUGUUCUCCAUCAGGGAGGGCAAAGCAGACUUCCAGGUGUCUAAAUAUUGUUCACGCAAAAAUGCCAGCCCAGACGAGGGAGCACACUGAUAAGACUUAGACACCCACCAGCCAGGUUCUUGAAAACAAGACUGAAAUCAUGGUCAAGUAAGGGGUUUAAAUGGCGCUACUGGGCUAGAAACUCCUUUGCUAACCUCAUUCGUGAGAAAUCAGAAUGCCAGAAGAAACUCCAGGGCGCGUUUUCAUAAAAUUGAGCUGCCUUUUUGCUGGUAAACACAUGACUUGACCCAAAUUACUCUCUAGCCUAGACCGUCCUUCGCUGUUCAAAUUCUCCAUCUAUUUCCUUCUCAAAGGGCCACCAGCCAAGCCCAGACCCUCCACCUCCCCAGCCACGCACCUGGAAAUGGUUUCAGAUCAAGCUUCCACAUCUCACGACAACUGCACUCCUGCUGUAGGCUCCCGAUGUCCUUUCGUUUGUCUUCUGUGGGGAAGGAGGUAGAGUGAGUCGUCAUCUGCCCGCAGGGCUCCUGCCCGUGUCCUGUGAAUCAACUCUGUGCCGGGAAACGAAUGGUUUGGCCGAGGAGAGUAUCUCUACCUUCCUACUACACUAGGCAGAGUUCUGACCCGUGAAAGGGGCUCAAGGUAGCAUUCCCUUGUCACCCCCACCUAAAGUCUCAGAGUUUGAGGGUCACAAAGGUUGUCCCUAACCUUCGGCACUGGUGUCUUCUCCAACUGAGUGGCUGUCGUGCUCACAGAAUGAGCUGGGAGAUGCAGAAUGGCUCCCGGCAUCAGCCAGGGCUGUCCCAUUGGGCAUCUCUCCUCAACACCUGCCUCAUCAAACUGUCUUCCCAACGUGAGACAAAGUCAACUUUCAUGCUGAUUGCCCAGCACCUAUGUCUUUCCCAGUUUCUCCCCUUUUCCAAGUCUUCCUUCCUUCUAAGUCCCCCCGGGGUUGGAAUCUAUGACAGAGGUUACUGGGGAAACAGAUCAGCAGAUUUUUUAGACUCUCGAGCAAAAGGACUCACUAGGAAAUUUGUUCUAAAACAUUGCUUCCUUCCUGUCACUGCUAAAUUGAAUGCUCAUUGUUUUUUUUUAAAUCCUAAUGUUCAAAUCACAGCGUGCUGUAUGAUUCUAGAAAGCCUUAAUUUACUACCGCCAAGAAAUAAAGCAAUAUGUUGGUUAUCGGACUGAGUGUCAUUUACU